AUGGCUGCCUUCAACUCCAUGCCGGCCAUGCCUGCUGCCCCUACGGCGCCCAACGAUGCGAUGGGGAUGAAUCACGGUCCGCCUCCGCCUAUGGGCAUGGAUUCCUUUGAUCCCGAACUUAACUUUCACGAAUCUCUACUCGACGGCAGCGCGCUGGCACCUCUACCGUUUACGCCUUCGUACGAGUUCGACAACUUCGUCACCACCUUUGAAGAUCCCUUUUCUUAUUCGUCUCGCCCGUUCGAGCCCAUCACCAACCAGGAUGCCGCGAAUGACGAGGCAUCUCCCCAGGAGCUGGACAACAAGCUCCUGGGCUUCUCUGACCCGAUCAUGCAUGCGACCAUAGUGGAUGAGGCGGGAGCGUUUGCCGAUCUAAACAUGACGGCGGAGCUAUACGGCAUGUUCUUCGUUGCCGAGGAUGUGUUUGGCGGGGAGAAUACAGGCCGUCCGCUAGAGUUGACGUGCUAUCGUCGGAACCUGUGGCAGUGCUCAGGGCAAAUUACCUUGCCUCGAGCCGUGAACAACGUCAUAGAUGAACAGGGACGCCAGACAGCCAUUACGGAGCUAUAUGCGUCCAUCACGGGCUUGGAAUCGAUUGAGGGGAAAGCCGCUGAAAUCAUCACAAUACCGUGGAAAGGCGCAAAUCCCCAAUUAGAAGAGGCCAAGAUCGCGUCUGCUCCUCCCAAUUUGACUCUUGACCUAAGCAUUGGCCGCGAGAUUGAUGCCAACAGAGUCUCUCUGCCCGUCUCCUGGAAGAGACUGCAGUUCAAGCACGCCACCGCUAACAACGGCCGGCGGAAGGGAUUGCAGCAGCAUUAUGUAGUCCAGAUCAAUUUGCUGGGCAAGACGAAGUCGGGAGAGAUUAUCAAAAUCGCCGAGGUUCAAUCCGGCCCGGUCAUUGUUCGAGGGCGAAGCCCGCGGAACUUUGACAGUAGAAAGGACGUGCACCUCACCAGUGAUAAGAAGCUAGAGAGGAGAAACACAAACAGCACGGACAAUCCCACUCCCAAGGCGGAGAGAGACAAUUUGCUGGCUUCCCUGCCAAGAUACCCAUCUUCGAAUGGAAAUGAAUGGACUACUCCCCAGGCUGCACCACAGCCCAGCCAGAGUCCGCACCCAGCGAAGCGCAUGGCUCUAUCCCCUACAGUCUCGCUUCCACCUGUCCCGGCAUGGACGACAGAAAAUCCUACGGGCAAAGGCCCUCCACCGAACCAUCGAAAUUCCUUCUCACGGCCGCCCAAUCCCACGGUCCCCAUCACCCUUUCACUAUCAGAGGACGAAAAGAGCCCCAACAGAUCAAGUGCUGAGCUGCAGAGCCCACAGCUAUCCAAAGCCUACCCAGCGAACGGCCAAAAUGCCAGCAACAGCCCGGCUGAGGAAGCAGAUCCUCUCUACGAAUACUUUCCCCUUAGUGUUGAUGACUGGAUGCCACCAGUCGAUGCUGUAUAUAGGCCGCACAUAGUCCACCACACCAUUGCGCCGCCAGAAUUCAAGGCUCAGCAGAUAGGCCGAAAGGUCAAGCGCUACUUCACCGCCGAUUAG
This is a messenger RNA of Trichoderma harzianum CBS 226.95, 1542 nucleotides long. RefSeq lists its product as hypothetical. The record is from RefSeq and is a predicted model, not a curated record. Gene Ontology annotation, biological process: positive regulation of transcription by RNA polymerase II; meiotic cell cycle. Gene Ontology annotation, molecular function: DNA-binding transcription factor activity; DNA binding. Gene Ontology annotation, cellular component: nuclear chromosome. The coding region runs from base 1 to 1542 and encodes 513 amino acids. Lineage: Eukaryota; Fungi; Ascomycota; Sordariomycetes; Hypocreales; Hypocreaceae. The transcript is spliced from 4 exons.